Messenger RNA from Zea mays, 513 nucleotides. RefSeq lists its product as uncharacterized. The record is from RefSeq and is a predicted model, not a curated record. NCBI's taxonomy places the organism in Eukaryota, Viridiplantae, Streptophyta, Magnoliopsida, Poales, Poaceae.
AUGAUGGAAGAAGACAUGAGCAUCCUCUGCCAUGGAGACAAGGGCGGAUUCACGGUGGCAGAUCUCACCUACCAUUUCAACCUAGAGAUCAACCUCUACUCGUUUAGGACUGAUGUCGUCGUCACCAUCGGUGAGAGGUGCUUGUGCUGGGUCGACUACUACCACGUGUCUGAUGGUGACAUCAUUAAGCUCGUCUAUAUUAUUACCAAAGAGCAUCCUUCUCCUUAUCCCUUCACCAUAGAAACAUGGACUUUGGUUGGUAUCCACCAAAGUAGACGGGAGAAGGAUGUCAACUUGACCAUGGGAGCCAGUGAGUUCUUCAAUCUUUUUGACAACGCUGCCAAGAGUUGCCUCCCAUGAGCGAGGCCAAGUUCUAUGGUAAGCUUGGUUGAUCCAGAUAUCAUUUGCUUCCUCCUCAAGGACAAAGGCCGCGACACUUUCUGGAUGGUUCAAGUCAACAUGCAGAAUAAGUUGCUGCUGUCAAGUUCCAUCUAUAUCAACAAAGAAGAAUAA